Stegastes partitus (bicolor damselfish) is the source of this 1117-nucleotide messenger RNA. RefSeq lists its product as uncharacterized. Gene Ontology annotation, cellular component: cytoplasm. The coding region runs from base 56 to 985 and encodes 309 amino acids. Lineage: Eukaryota; Metazoa; Chordata; Actinopteri; Pomacentridae. The transcript is spliced from 3 exons. Gene Ontology annotation, molecular function: NAD+ poly-ADP-ribosyltransferase activity. The record is from RefSeq and is a predicted model, not a curated record.
CGCAGCCUGCAGUUCCUGGACGAAGUCUGACAGGGACACCAGCAUAAGCCGAGGGAUGCAGUACCAGUGGGCUGAAUAUGAUUCUCUGCCAGUAGGGGUGGUUCGACUGGAAACUCAAAGGCCUGAUAAUGGCAAAACCUAUGUCAUGUACCACGGCACUACCCGAAGGAAUGCUUUAAGCAUCACGAUCUCAGGUUUUCGACAGUCUGCAGACGGGAUGCUUGGUCGCGGGAUCUACCUCAGCAGAGACCUGCAGAAAGCGAGUCGCUACCCCCUGAACCACCCCGAGCAUGACAGGGUCGUCCUAAAGGUUACGGUCAACGUGGGAAAAGUGAUUGCCAUCAACUAUCAGGGCCACCCACUUCAGAAGAAUUGGCAUGACUACGGAUACGACACCGCCUGGGUGCCUCCCAACUGUGGAAUGGUGAAUAGUGGCUUACAGGAGAACUGUGUCUGGGAUCCUGAACGAAUCCAGAUCAUCAAAGUUGUCAAACCCAAGCCAUACCAGUGGGCUGAAGAUGACUUUCUGCCAGUAGGGGUAAUCCGACUGGAAACUGAAAGUCCUGAAAACAACAAAACCUAUGUCAUGUACCAUGGCACCACCAACGCGAAUGCUUCAAGCAUUCGGUCCUCAGGUUUUCGACAGUCUGCAGACGGGAUGCUCGGUCGCGGCGUCUACCUCAGCAGAGACCUGCAGAAAGCAAGCCGCUACCCCCUGGAAGAACCUGAGCAUAACAGGGUCGUCCUAAAGGUUAAGGUCAACGUGGGAAAAGUGAUUGCCAUCAACCGUCAGCGCCACCCACAUCAGAAGAACUGGCAUGACUACGGAUACGACACCGCCUGGGUGCCUCCCAACUGUGGAAUGGUGAAGAGCGGCUUGGAGGAAAAUUGUGUCUGGGAUCCUAAACGGAUCCAGAUCAUCGAAGCCCUGAAACCAACGCCAGUGCCACAUUACCGUGGAUGUGGUGCAUAUGGCUACAAGUAAACUCCACAAGCGGUUACAGAUUUAUUUUGUCUGUUCAAAUGUAUUUUUAUAUAUUUGGAUAAAAAAUAAAAUUAUACUAAAUUUUGUAAUUGCAUCACUUUUACAUAGAAAAUAAAUGUGUCAUAAAUCUGA